Molecule: messenger RNA, 2500 nt
Organism: Diaporthe batatas
Lineage: Eukaryota; Fungi; Ascomycota; Sordariomycetes; Diaporthales; Diaporthaceae
Exons: 3
Coding region: 189-2108 (639 amino acids)
Source: RefSeq, a predicted model, not a curated record
GCCUGACACGCUGCCCCUAUCAUUGGUCGAGCGUGAGAAUCACACAUGGGUGGCUCCACUACGAAAAGAACCCAUGGAACCCAUGCACAACUGUCAUCCAGUUCUUUUCUAUAAUAAUCUAGGGGAGAGGCGUCGAGUUUGGUUUGCACUGCAUCACUCUCGUUCAUUACUGUGUAAAUAAAUCAACAAUGGCUGGCGGCGUUUCGUUGAUAGGAUCGUGGAGUCUGGAGAUACUGGCCGUCAUCGGCUCUGCUGCGUGCCUCGCGGCACUGGCGGCUCUCCUGGUGGUCUACGACGGCCAGCCCAUCUUCACCUGGCAUGGGGUCACGCUAAACUCCAUCGUUUCCGUCCUGUCCACCGCCAGCAAGGCCGCCUUGCUGUUUGCCGUUGGCGAACUGAUCAGCCAGUGGAAAUGGAUAUUAUUCACCGACCGCGCAAGGCCGUUGAUGGACUUUGAGCGGAUCGAUGCUGCCAGUCGGGGCUUGCUUGGAAGCCUGCGGGUGAUGUGGACCUGCAAGAAGGCUUGGAUUCUCCGCCUAGGUGCUCUUGUUAUUUUGUUGGAUGUCGCGGUCGACCCUUUCUCGCAACAGCUGGUUCAGUUGAGGCAAGACCUGGUGUACAAUCAAGACAAUGAGGCCGUUAUCUCAAGGGCAGAAAGAUACUCCAGAGGUGUCUGGUUUCGUGAUCUAUUAGCCGCCAUUGAUUCAUCGCUGCCGACGGACACGAACGUGACGAUAGUCCGAAACGCAGACGCAGACUUCUCGAUGCAGUCGGCCAUACUCUUUGGGCUCGACCAACCACUCAAUAAUGUCGUUCAACAAGGCGCCUUCAGCUGUCCCACCGGAAACUGUACAUGGCCAGAAUAUGAAUCUCUUGCUAUCUGCAGCAGCUGCGUUGACAUCACCGAUAAGUUGGAGCGCCAUGCUUCAAACAUUGGUCUUUACGGCCUCCUAGCGAUCGACAAUCCCGCAUUGGCGGUCACCUUCGAAGGUAACACGGCAUUCAGGCUCCCCAAUGGCCUAUUCAUCGAAAACGACAACGGCUGGGUAUACAAUGAGGACAUAGACAAGGGUGCGAAUGACGGUGUCUUCGGAGCGGUCAUGAUGACAACACUCGGUACAGGCAAUGCCAGCAAGACGGUCAGCAUGCAGGACCUCGACACGUUGAUAUGGGCAAUGUCCAUGAUCCGGGUCACCGAGGACCCGACGAACUCGUCGGCAGCCUGGCCAAACCUACCACACUCAGCAACCGAGUGCGCACUUCACUACUGCAUCAACAGUUACUCUGCCGCGGUGAAAGACGGCAUAUUGCAAGAGAAUGUGACCAACGUGCAGGAAGCCACGAGAGCCCCCGAUUCAUGGCAGCCGGAAGACAACCUGUCUGACCCACUGAGAGACGAGAUUCUUUCCAGUAUAGAGUUCAACAGAUAUUGGUCGGGUUUCAAGCGGACAGACCUGAGCCUGGUCUCACCGGCUCACAACACGCGGUACAACAUCUCCCAGGCGGCAGUCAACGGGAUCGGGGCCUACUUCAACGGGACUUUCGCAGCAGGCCUCGAAGAAUUCGACGUGUCUGACGACAACUACACGACCGCGUGGCAGCUGAACGGGUACUACCUGAGCACCGGCCAGGUCCAGUUCACCCCGAGCACGAUGCAGGUGCUCUUCUCGGCCGAUGACCUGAACGACACCUUCACCAGCCUGGCGACGAGCAUGAGCAACGCCCUCCGCUCCGGCUCGGACGCAGGUGUUGACGGGGCCAACAUGGAGCUUGUGGGCGAGAAGGGCGUCCUCACGACGUUUUACGACAUCCAGUGGCCGUGGAUCUCACUGCACUGCGCCAGCCUCCUGCUGGGAGUCCUAUUCUUUGUGCUGACGCUCGCCCGGAACCGCUCGGCUCCCGCGUGGAAGUCGAGCUCCCUGGCUGUGAUGGCCAGGGGAAAUCAGGUGCAGGAUGUUGUCCAUGGGGCGGAGUAUGUGAAGCAGAUGGAAGGGAGGGCCAAGACCAUGCGGGUGACGUUGAUCGAGAAGAAGCCUGGCCAGGGUGACCAGGUCGAAUACGAUCCCUUGCAGGUUCCAUACAGCGAGGUCAGGCGUGUUUCAAGCUGAAGAAACAGGCUUUUAUUGCUUGAAAAAUUCAUAUAUUCUUUCCUCCUCAUACAAUCAAAAAGGUGUCUCUUGUAGGACGCCCCAAAUCGAUGUCACGUCGCCAGUGUUGCAGCUCAUUUAUGAGACCCAAUGAUGGACCAGCAUACAUGCAAGGAAAAUGCUCGGGUACCUUUGUGGAAGUGUUCGUGACUAAUUCCUGGCUUUUGACUCGAUGAUAUCCCGCAUCAAUCAUACAGACUUGGUAUGUGGAGUAAAUACUGUUGCGGAGUCCUGCUCUUUCACUGAUGUAUCGCAUUCUUCGAACAUGGCUCUGAAUUGAAACCCUAGUCACCGUUGGUUGGUAAUUCAUCAAAUCCAACGAUUAAAAUAACUACUAAGAGCAUAUUUCAAAU